Molecule: messenger RNA, 567 nt
Organism: Didymella exigua CBS 183.55
Lineage: Eukaryota; Fungi; Ascomycota; Dothideomycetes; Pleosporales; Didymellaceae
Exons: 1
Coding region: 53-415 (120 amino acids)
Source: RefSeq, a predicted model, not a curated record
GCUAAUCUCAGGGUUCUUCUAAUCUUUAUCAUAACCAACUACUUAAUCAACAAUGGUCGCACACUUCACCAUGCAGCACUUGAAGCUCGUACUCUCCACUCAGCACCAUGGUUAUCAAGCUCAGGGAUGCUAUUCAUCGCCCCAUAAUUCACCAACUACCUCCAUGCGUUCUGAAGCUCGCAAUUCAAUCAUGGAUCUGCCACUGGCUGCUGCUUUCGCCGCAGAUAACAUUACAAUCAGCCAUGGCGGUCACGCUUCGGUCUAUGGAGACGGAAAUCAUGAUGGCGCACCUGUUGAUGGCCCUAAGGUGUGGUACUGUAGCGAGUGUGGCGAUGGACCAAUCGGCGAAUGGCAAGUCUCUUGCCAAAAUUGUGGGCACGCUGCUUGUGGCGCUUGUACUAUCGAGUCGACCUGAGAGAUUGACCUUAACUGGAACUCAGCUUUGAACCAGCUAAGCCCCAUGAACGAGUGCUGUCAAUCAAUGGCAGCAGCCUGCCCAACGGUCCAGGCUAAUUUGACCCAAAUCCCCUUUUUCACGACUACCGUUAUCGCUUCGUUACACUCAGA